Apus apus (common swift) is the source of this 2278-nucleotide messenger RNA. RefSeq names its product somatomedin-B and thrombospondin type-1 domain-containing protein-like. The transcript has 5 exons. Bases 62 to 859 code for a protein of 265 amino acids. Lineage: Eukaryota; Metazoa; Chordata; Aves; Apodiformes; Apodidae. The record is from RefSeq and is a predicted model, not a curated record.
UUUAAGCCGGCUACCGGGCCGGGCUGCGGGGAGCGAAGGUGGGCAGAGGCAGCGUGCCGCUAUGGCGGGGGGCUGCCGCUGGGCCGCCGUGCUGGCCCUGCUGGUGCUGCCGGCCCUGCCCCGCCGCGCCGCCGCCGGCUGUGCCGCCCGGGGGCUGUGCUGCCCGGGCCGCGACCCAGCCUGCCUGAGCCAGGGCUGGCGGCCCGACGGCUCCCACGGGCCCUGCUUCUGCGACCAGGCGUGCGCCCGCACCCUCGACUGCUGCCACGACUAUGCCCAGGCCUGCCCAGUCAGCCCCUGCGUCGUGUCUCAGUGGAGUGGCUGGAGCAGCUGUGCAGAGCCUUGCAAGACAACCUAUCGAGUUCGGAGGAGGCACAUCAUCCAGGAGCCCAGGAACGGAGGAGAGCCAUGUCCUCCUCUGGAGGAGAGAGCUGGCUGCGUGGAGUACUGGACUCAGCAAGGAACAGAGUGCAAACAGUCCCUGAUCCCAGCAUUAAUAACAACAGGAGGGUUUGGAAAAGCAAGGAAAAAAAGAGCUGCAGGUGAUGGCAAUGAAAGAGCAGGGUACUGUGUUGAAUUCCAGCUUGUGGCCAUCACGCCGGGCUGCUUGCACAGCCACCACCCCUACACUCACUGGAUGCAGUAUCUCAGGGAGGGCCACAUUGUCUGCGUGGAGUGUCAGCACCCAGCUUUAGACUCCAGAAGUCUGCAUUGUUCUGGGGAUGGAAGUGAAAGCAAAAAGAAUCAGCUGUUGCACUGGCAGGCGGUAGGGAACCCUCAAUGCAAGGGAACCUGGAAGAGAAUUCGCCAGCUGAACACUUGCUCUUGUCCCUCUGUUCACAGCUUCUUGUUCAUCUAACUUCUGACAGUCUCAGCAAGCAAGUGCUGUGAUGGCUUGUCUGGCACCAAUGUGUAGUAGGAACCACAAUCAAAGCAAUGACUUCUCCAUAUCAGAGGCUGUGCCACUUCAUUUCAAGAGGUUGCUGUCUGCACUGGGGCAUCCUGAAUUGUAGAAUCAUUUUGGUUGGAAAAGAGCUAUACGAUCAAGUCCAACAGUUAACACAGGACUGCCAAGUCCACCGCUAAACCAUGUCCUUAAGCACCACAUCUGUGUGUCUUCUAAAUACCUCCAGGGAUGGUGACUCGAGUUCCCUGGGCAGCCUGUUUCAGUGCCUGACAACCCUUUCAGUGAAGACAUCUUUCCUAAUAUGCAAUCUAAACACCCCGUGCCACAACUUGAGGCUGUUUCCUCUUGUUCUAUCACUUGUAACUUGGGAUAAGAGACUGACUCCCACCUUGCUCCAAACUCUUUUCAGGGAGUUGCAGAGAGCAAGGUCUCCCCUCAGCUUCCUUUUCUCCAGGCUAAACUCCCAUUUCCCUUAGCCACUCCUCAUCAGACUUGUGGUCCAGACCCUUUCCCAGCUUCAUUGCCCUUCUCUGGACAUGCUUAAGAACUUCAAUGUCCUUCUUGUAGUGAGGGGGCCAAAACUGAACACAGUAUUCAAGGUGUGGCUAUUUCUGAUACAAGCUGGGAUGUUGUUGACCUUCUUGGCCACUUGGGCACAUUGCUGGUUUACACUGAUUAUUGACCAAUAUCCCCAGGUCAGAGCAUGGAGCAUGGCCUUGCUCCAUGGCACCAGGUCUUCAAGUCAGGCACAAGAAGCCAACCCACAAGCGGAGACAGCUUGGCACAGAGACUUCCCCUGACUCCUAUGGUCAGGAGAAAGUGGCAGCCAGCACCUCCUGCCUUCCUUGUCAGGCUCAGGGCUUGUAAAGGGCAACUUUCCAGUCUUGGGUGGCAAGGACAUGGCUACACCCUCUGCUCAUCAGUAUACUUUUCCAUAAAUUAACUCAAGUGCUUUAUUUUCAUGGCAAUGACACUUGUUCUUGGAUGCUUCCCGCUUGUGCUUAUGUAUCUUUUCCUUUUGUUGUCACCCUUCCUGGUCUCAUAAUUUUAUAUCGAUCCUCAGCCUCACAGAGGCUUCAUCUUGCACUGCUGAGGUAAUGGCAAAACUUAGAAAUGAGCCUGUUCAAAUCUGUGAGAAUAGAAGGUACCAGGGAUAAGUGGGCCCUUGGACAUCAAGUUUCAAGGGGCAUGUCUCAGUUGCCCCAAAAUGUAGUGCAAUCCUGGGGCUCUAAAUAGGAAGUCAUCCCAGCUGUACCUGAAAGACUAGCCUUGUGUUUUGGACUGGAAAAUAUUGGAAAUAUUUUCUUUAUAUUUUGAGUAUUUACAUUCAUACUUUUCUAUAAAUUAAAAUAAAGGAGGCUGGAGACAUGC